UGUUGCUUGUGUGUGGCUGGCCAGGAAUUCCAGGCUCACAAAGCCAUCUUAGCAGCUCGCUCUCCAGUUUUCAUGACGUUGUUGGAACAUGAAAAUCAAGGGAGCAAAAAGAAUCGUGUUGAAAUCAGUGACAUUGAUCCUGAAGUUUUUAAGGAAAUGAUAUACUUUAUGUACACUGGAAAGACACCAAACCUAGGGAUCAUGGCAACUGAACUGCUGGAGGCUGCAACCAGGUUUGUUCUGGAUCGCCUGAAGCUCAUGUGUGAGAACCACCUGUGCAGCAACCUCUCUGUGGAGAAUGCCGUGGAAAUCCUCAUCUUGGCUGACCUCCACAGUGCACAUCAGUUGAAAACCCGGACACUGGAUUUCAUCAAUUGUUAUGUUUCUGACAUCCUGGAGACCUCUGGGUGGAAGAUCAUGGUGGUGUCACACCGUCACUUGGUGGCCGAAGCC
Molecule: messenger RNA, 453 nt
Organism: Cavia porcellus (domestic guinea pig)
Lineage: Eukaryota; Metazoa; Chordata; Mammalia; Rodentia; Caviidae
Product: speckle-type POZ protein-like
Exons: 1
Biological process (GO): proteasome-mediated ubiquitin-dependent protein catabolic process; regulation of proteolysis
Cellular component (GO): cytoplasm; nucleus
Molecular function (GO): ubiquitin protein ligase binding
Source: RefSeq, a predicted model, not a curated record